CUUUAAGUUCAGAAAUUGUAUUGAAAAGAAAUAAUUUCUAAACAGAACAGAAAUCAGACAUUUCAUUUUCGCAGAAAUAUGAAGUAAAUAAUAUGGUUUACUAAUUUUACUUUCCUGCUAUUGCCAACGGGUAAAUGAAUGAAGUGAUAUGUGUGUUAAUAGUGUAUGUACAGAUUUAUAAUAUUAGUUCAUCAAUUUCUUUACAUAAAGUGGGUGAAGUAAGUGAACUCGGUAAAAAUAAACGCAGGUAUUGUCAUUAUGGAUCAAGAUAAAUCCGAAGGCAGUUCAAACGCACCAAACCCUGGAAAGAGGCCACGGCCGUUUUUAUUACAGCCAUGUCCAAAGAUCGCUCGAUUGUCCAUGUACGACAAACCAUCAACCAAUUGCCAGAAAAGUCCUAGGACCAGUGUGCCAAAGAAGAAUAAACUUUCAUAUGAUAUUAGUGAUGUCCCAGCCUCUGGCACUCCCGUGCCAGAGAAACGUGUUCGUAAGGCUGGGCCGUAUCUUUUAGGGCCUAAACUGGGUCCGAGUCCUGUGAAAAGUAUAGUUCAAUGUUUGGCUAGAAAAGAAAAGACUGAUGAUUUUUAUCAAAUAAAAAUUUUGACUUUACGCCAUGAGGAUCAAGCUGAGACACAGGAUGACAGGCAGGGGAAGAUGCUACUGCACACUGAGUAUUCUUUAUUGUCACUAUUGAAGGAUCAAGAUGGAGUGAUACAUCACCAUGGACUAUUUAAGGAUUAUGCUUUAGAGGAAGCUCCCAGUUAUUUGGGAUCUAACCGAGCAUACAAAGGCAGCGGAUCUGGCCGUAUCUACACUGGGCGUGUCCGGGAGCGGCUCUUUCUAGUACUUGACUGUGUAAAUGCUCACCAGUUUAGUGAGAAAGGUAGUGAGCUGAUCAAUCUCCAGCAAUAUGUUACAAAAGUCAAGAAGGUUCCAGAAAAGGAGGCACUGUUGAUCUUCUAUGAUAUUGUGAGGGUUGUUGCUAAUAUGCAUAAGAGAAAUGUUGUGCACCGGGAUCUGAAGCUGGGCAACAUUGUGUUGAACCAGAGAACUGGCCGCAUCACCAUCACAAACUUCUGCCUCGGGACUCACCUGGGCAGUGACAGGGACUUAUUAAAAGAUCAAAGAGGGUCCCCAGCCUACAUAUCACCAGAUGUCCUAAUGUGCAAGCCAUACCUUGGCAAGCCAUCAGACAUGUGGGCGUUGGGGGUUGUGUUAUACACCAUGUUGUAUGGCCAGUUUCCAUUCUGCGACACAAGUCUCGCGCAGCUGUUUAGUAGGAUACAGGCGGCCAGUUAUAAUAUACCGCCCGAUGGUAACUCUGUUCAAGUUUCGGACAGCACGGUGUUCCUUAUCCAGAGGUUGCUGGUGAAAGACCCGAAACACAGACUGUUGGCAGAUGAGGUGCUAGAUCAGCUAUCGAGUAUCAUAGCUAGCUCGGUGAUAGUCCCGAGCGUCCCCGACGACCUGCAGGUGGUGCCCGAGGUCGUGCUGGAGGAAGACAGGGUCAAAGAGAAACCUGACGAGAUUAAGGCGCUCACUCCGGUGCCGGACCACUGUGCGGAGAGAGUGCAGACUGCUAGUGAGGACGUCGGCGUAUACUGCGUCCCCCUGCCGGACUUCCUAGCUCUGAACUUCCCAAGUUCGAGUCAGGCGAGUGCGCAGACGCAGACUGGCGACGUGGCGUCGCCCGCGCAGGGCCAGCGCCAUGUCACCGUGCAGCGGAUAGGCCGGGACGCGAGGCCUCUCAACCACUCGGAAAUUGCCAGGUACCAACACAUGUUCACGAACAACCAAUCUAGAGAGCGCACUGAACCGCCCCGGCAGAACUUUGUCCCCGAAUCUCGGCCAGAGAACUCCAGGCUCCGAGCUUUAGCCCAAAGGAUCCCCCGGCUCAACCCCAUAGUCGCCAGCACCUCCGGACAGUCUACUUCGGGCACUUCUACUGACUUUCGGGUCAUCCCAUGGUCCGAAAGAUCUAGGUUACAAUUUGAUAGAUCACUAGACCAAGACUAUGUUCUAAGGUUACCGCUUCUGGAACUGGCUAGAUUGCCGCACCACACCGCAAACAGGAUCCUGAACCCGCCGCCGGUGCAUACGGUGAAUUUAGAGUCGGUUAUGAACAACCCGAGACCGCCUGCUGAUAAUAACGAGUUUGAUUAUAAUUAGAAAAAUAUUUCUGUCUAUAGGAGUUUGAACUUAAUUGUUGUUUUUACUUAUUUGACUCAAACUCUGUGCAACUACGU
This is a messenger RNA of Cydia amplana, 2246 nucleotides long. RefSeq names its product serine/threonine-protein kinase 40-like. Lineage: Eukaryota; Metazoa; Arthropoda; Insecta; Lepidoptera; Tortricidae. Bases 259 to 2169 code for a protein of 636 amino acids. Gene Ontology annotation, biological process: protein phosphorylation. Gene Ontology annotation, molecular function: ATP binding; protein kinase activity. The record is from RefSeq and is a predicted model, not a curated record. The transcript is spliced from 8 exons.